UGUCAGCAUGUCUUCUUCUCCGAUGUCCGGCUUCAUCAGCAGCAGUGAGAAGAACACGACCGGCGCUCAGGACUGGACCCAGGUGUACGAGGUCGUCCGGUGGAUCCAGCUGCUCAUGGCUGUACUCAGCAUUUUGGGUUCAGGCUCCAUCAUCAUCUGUCUGAUGCUACAGAGACUCAUCAGGACACCAGAGCUGCAGCCUCUGUUCCUGCUCAGCGUGGCCGACCUGCUGCUUGCCGUCUGCUGGCUGAUUGGAGGCGUCCUCUUCUCUCAGCGCUGCAACAGUCUCAACACACACUGCUACCACCUGCACACCAUAGAACAGAUUCUGUACAUGGCCUCCUUCCUCUACACCCUCAACUAUGUGUGGAACCUCUACAAAGGAAUCAGAGAGAAGUACUACAGCUGCUUCAGUGGAUACUCUGUACAGUUUUCCAACAGAGUGAGCACAGCUGGGAAAGUCGCUGCGCUGCUUUGCUGUCUGGUUCCUGUGACGCUGAUGACGCCUGUAUUCAUACAGGGAAACAUCAGCCAAUGUCAGGCUAACUUCAGUGAACCCUACAGGUGUCUGCUGAUGCACACCGGAGCGCUGUACCUGACCUCAGAGCACCAGCAGCUGAGCAGAACCUGCAGUUUGCUGCACACUUACACCAUACUCAUCUUCCUCACCACCUUCCUCCUCACGCUCCUCAGCAUCACGGUGUUUGUGGGACAAGCCCGCCGCAUCUACAGACGGGUUGUGACAUCCAGUGGUUACCUUGGCAAUGAGCAGCGGGCCCUGUUUGGCGUGAUGGACCGACGGAUGCUGCUUUACCCACUGAUCUUCGUCCUGUGCUGGGGUCCAGCGGUGGCGCUGGCGUUCCUCCGGGUGGCGAAGCCCUCAGCGGGUCAUGGUGUGGUGGGGGUCAUCCUCUACAUAUCUCAGGCUUUCACCUCAGCCUCCCAGGGCUUCCUCAACUGUCUGGUCUAUGGAUGGACUCGUGUGCAGCUUCGCCACGCCGGCAGGACGGUUCUGUCUCGUGACGUGGACACACAGACGCCGCUGCUGCAGUCUCAGCUGAUCAGAAACUACCAAACCCAGAGACUCAUGGGCUGAGCCGAGCUGAUGGCGGAGACUGAGCGAGUCCGCAUCACUAAAUGGAGAGACGGCGUCAGACGAAGGACAAACAUUGAACAAAGACUUCCACCUCCAUCCAUCUGAGAAAAAGAGAAGAGGAAGAGAAAGGGGGGGUUUACACUGCGAGGAAGAGACUAAGAAAACAGGAUUUGAAACAGUUUCAUGAACUCUGAUGUGAAGAAGCAAACAAUGGUGUCUGUGUAGAAGCCAGCAGUUCUCUCAGAUAUCAUCUCCGAACAGACCGAAGAGGCAGAAAUGAGGAGAAAAUGUUUGAAAUGUGGUGACAGGUGACAUCGUAAACUCGAUUAUCUAAUCUGUCAGCUGAUCAACAUAAACAAAAACAACCCUGAUCCCAUCCCACAGAAAGCUGCUGUUUUAAGGUUUAUUCCGACCUGCUACUCCUGGAAUAAGAACCGUGUCUGGCCUCUGAGUGUGUGUCCAUUAUGUGCUGUAAUCUGAUUACUGAGGGUCAGUUCACUUGUUUGUUUGAGGCAAGUUCAGGCUGUUCAGCAGCUUCCUCCAUGCAGACUUAUUUCCUGAUUUCCUGGACACGACGGUUUGUAGCUGGAAAGCUUCUAUGUUCCUCUGAAGGACCAGGAUGUAACAGCCCUGGAGUGGUGGACCUUCCUUCUGACUUUCUCUGCUCAGACCGAGGAUUUGUGAUGCCUUUAAUGUUCUAUGUAAAGCGCUGUGAAUUGUCUUGUACAUGAAAUGAGAUUUAUAAAUAAAGUUGCCUUGAAGACGACCUGAAUCGCUUCAG
Molecule: messenger RNA, 1877 nt
Organism: Melanotaenia boesemani (Boeseman's rainbowfish)
Lineage: Eukaryota; Metazoa; Chordata; Actinopteri; Atheriniformes; Melanotaeniidae
Gene: tmem116
Product: transmembrane protein 116
Exons: 10
Coding region: 8-1096 (362 amino acids)
Biological process (GO): adenylate cyclase-activating G protein-coupled receptor signaling pathway
Cellular component (GO): plasma membrane
Molecular function (GO): G protein-coupled receptor activity
Source: RefSeq, a predicted model, not a curated record